Messenger RNA from Alligator mississippiensis (American alligator), 8087 nucleotides. RefSeq names its product jade family PHD finger 1 (gene JADE1). The transcript is spliced from 11 exons. The record is from RefSeq and is a predicted model, not a curated record. Gene Ontology annotation, cellular component: histone acetyltransferase complex. The coding region runs from base 2636 to 5161 and encodes 841 amino acids. Lineage: Eukaryota; Metazoa; Chordata; Crocodylia; Alligatoridae. Gene Ontology annotation, biological process: regulation of transcription by RNA polymerase II.
AAAUUACACAGUGCCAGUGGCUGGAUCUAGUGUGUGGGCCAGGAGUUUAGCACCUCUGGUUUAAGCAAUACAGCUUUUUUGCAUAGACAAGUCCUGUCACUGUUCUCCAGACCACAUAUUGUUCUUGGAAGUUCUUCAAGAUCCUUUCCACUUUUCCAACUUCAUCAUUUUUAAAAUUUGGGUACCAGAACUGGACACAUUCCUUCAGAACUGUCUUACCAAUUCCAUAUCCAGAGGUAAAAUCACUCCCUGCUUAUACAUCUAAGGAUCACAUUACCCCUUUUUUGCCACAACAUUGUAGCAGGAGCUAAUGUUAAGCUAGAUUUGUACAAUGACACUUCAAUUACACAGUGUUUUUUGGCUAUGGCCCACCAUCCUGUAGGCACUACCUACUUGUAUGGCCUUGUAUAAUUGCCAGGUAGGUACUAAAUGGUUCUGAAAACACAGGCUGGAAUAGAAACAGUUUGUUAUAUCCUGUCUUUACCUAAUAUGGGAAAAUUAUUAAGGAAGAGAAAAAAUGAAACUAAGGAAUCCAUAUUGAGGCAUACGGGUCUAUAGUCUUUCUUAGAAGAAGAACAUUUGCUAGGAAUAAUCACAAGGCAAAUUUUUCAGUCUUUUUCUGAAAAUGGUCAGGAGGAUGGGAACUGGCGUCUGAAACAUGAUAAGACUCAAAAUAAUAAUGUCAUAGUUGUCUAAUUUAUUAUAGGAUUUUAUACUAUACUGCCUAUGACAGUGCUAUUGGAGCACCUUCUUGAUAACAGAUUGGUAAUAGCAAAGCCCAACAAACUUCGAGGUCUCUCUCUCUUUGGGUUAUGGAAAGCCAUGCUUGGGGUAGGAUUUCUGUUUGGGGAGAGAGGGUAGUCCACAUGAAUGUCAUUCUAGUAAUGUUCGAAUGGUUAUGAAAUAGGAAAGUUUCUCUUUGGGAAACAAAUCAUCCUUGUAUGAGGGUGCAACGCAAAUGUCAAAAGUUAAGGUCUUUGGCAAAUACCAAGGUGAGUUCAUGUACCUAGUCCCACUGAUGCCAGUGGAUUCUCUUGUGUAUGCAAAGUUUCUCUCCAGAGAGCAAAUAUUUGCAGGGUUGGCCCUAAAGUAGACAUGGAAGAAGAGAGAAUGGAUGCACUUAAGUGAGUGAAUGUGUCUACAUAAAUAAGGCAAUUACAGUACUACUCGUAGCAGAGAUUAUAUAUUUUAUUAGACCAACAAGAUUUUUGCAAAAAACAUUCUUUAAUUGCAAGCUUUCGGGCACAAACACCUUUCAUCAGGCAUUGGAGAAAAGAUUGUCAAAGUUCUCCUGGGUAGAAAUGAAAGUUCAUAUUUAGUAAGAUUUCACAGAGGAGUCAAUAGAUGGAAAACUCCUCUGGGCAGUCAGUUCAUAGCUGGUACAUAAAUAAAGUGCUUGAAAGGAAGGGGUCCAUUCUAAGUUCAAAAACUUGAUUUUUUUUUCUUCUAAUAUCAUCACCUAUUUUCAGAAAAUGGAACAAUGCAAAACAAGGCCAAUGGGUGGGUAAGUGUGUGAGAUGCCAGCAUACAUUUCUUUUGUUUGUUAUUGAUGAAUAACAAAGAAAUCCCUCUCCUGAACUACGGUGUGAGUUUUUGGCACACAAGUGAAAAUAUGUUCUCUAGGCUGCAUUCAUUUGUAUUUGCAUGUUCACUGUCUCUGGAAGACUUUUACAUGGGUAGCCUUAUUAAUGUGUUUGAGAUUCUCUCUUCUCCAUUCAUUAUUGUGCCCAUUCUGUGGAAUGGAUGUGAGACCAUUUUUGGAAUUCGUAGCCUGAGAACAAUAACAGUAUAGUAAAAAUAACUGCAUUUAACUGUACUUUUUUUUUAGUAAUAGAAACCUUAGUAAUGGAUUUAAGUUGAUACAAGUUCAAACUCAUUUUGCUUUAAACAUGUAAUAAAAAGAUAUAAGUAUGAGUGGCAGAAUAUUUUGUGCUAUUUACAUCCUUCUGUCUCCAGACUCCAAACAGAAACGUUUGGAAAGCCGCAAGGCUGGUACAGAAGACUGAGAAUCAAGAAAUUCCUGCCUCUGCCAAUGGUUUACAGUGAUCAUUUGUCAGUGCCUCAGUUUCCCUUUCCUCUGACAUAGUGCUGUAACAGACCUUGCAUUAACAAAAUCUACCUUGCAGGGAAGGCAGUGAGGCAUGAUUGAUUCCUCAUUGGGUGCGUCUACACAGGAUGCUUCCUGUGCGGUAGCCUAAUAACAUUGUGCAGUGGCGUGCCGGUCAAAAACGGUGGGAAUAAGCUGCUGUGCAGUGUUAUUAGGCUACUGUGUCGAGCGCUGACGCUUACUGUAGUUACUGCACAUUUAGUUAGUACUUCAUUAAGCAAGUACUAUAGUUAAUGUGCAUUAAUGAACGUGUAGACAUGUUCACAAUGUAGUGGUUUGAGAUUAGACUAAUCAGGGUGUUUUAAAACAAUACUAACAACAGCCGUUGGUACACACACGUUUUUCCCCCGUCCCAGCUGCAAGUCUUCCAGGGGCCGCUUUAACGCCGCUUUUAUUUUCAGAGGGGCUAGGAGCAAAGCAAGAAACUUCCCCGAGUGACAGCAGCGGGAGAACAGGGGGCUGCUCUCAAGCUGUGCCAAUCUCGAAGGAGCGGGAUUUCAAGGCUGCCUGCUGUUUCCCGUGGAGAUCAUGAAACGAGGUCGGCUUCCUAGCAGCAGUGAGGAUUCUGAUGACAAUGGCAGCUUGUCCACCUGGUCCCAGCAUUCCAGAUCCCGACAUCGGCGGAGUUCAUGUUCUAGACACGAAGACAGAAAACCUUCUGAGGUGUUCAGAACGGACCUGAUCACUGCCAUGAAGUUACAUGACUCCUACCAACUGAACCCUGAUGAGUACUACGUGCUGGCAGACCCCUGGAGGCAGGAGUGGGAAAAGGGAGUUCAGGUGCCAGUUAGCCCAGGGACCAUCCCCGAACCUAUAGCCAGGGUUGUGUCCGAGACAAAAGGAGUCACAUUUACACGCCCCCGGAAAUACAUCCUUUCAUCGGGUUCUGAGCCUCCUGAGUUGGGAUACGUUGACAUCCGAACUUUAGCGGACAGCGUAUGUCGCUAUGACCUUAAUGAUGUGGAUGUAGCGUGGUUGGAACUGGCCAACGAAGAAUUUAAAGAGAUGGGGAUGCCUGAACUGGAUGAGUACACUAUGGAAAGAGUCAUGGAGGAAUUUGAACAGAGAUGCUAUGACAACAUGAACCAUGCUAUUGAGACUGAAGAAGGGCUUGGGAUCGAGUAUGAUGAGGAUGUCGUCUGUGAUGUUUGCCAGUCCCCAGAUGGAGAGGAUGGCAAUGAAAUGGUGUUUUGUGACAAAUGCAAUAUCUGUGUACACCAGGCAUGUUAUGGAAUCCUGAAGGUGCCAGAAGGCAGCUGGCUGUGCCGGACCUGCGCGCUUGGUGUUCAGCCAAAGUGUUUACUGUGUCCCAAGAAAGGUGGAGCUAUGAAGCCAACUCGAAGUGGGACUAAGUGGGUCCAUGUUAGCUGUGCUCUGUGGAUACCAGAGGUGAGUAUUGGCAGCCCAGAAAAAAUGGAGCCCAUAACAAAGAUCUCUCAUAUUCCCAGCAGUCGAUGGGCAUUAGUGUGCAGCCUCUGCAAUGAGAAGAUGGGAGCGUGCAUACAGUGUUCAGUGAAAAACUGUCGGACAGCAUUUCAUGUCACCUGUGCAUUUGACCGUGGCUUGGAGAUGAAGACCAUCCUGGCAGAGAAUGAUGAAGUCAAGUUCAAGUCAUACUGUCCCAAGCACAGCACCAAGAAACCGGAGGAUGAAAACUUCAGUGAAAGCACCAGCCAGGAGAAUGAGAAUGGGAUACGGGACAGCUCUCCUCCUACCCGCCUGGAGCCCUUUCACAGCAUCGAGACAAACCAGGAGGAGGCCCACAGGGUCAGUGUUCGCAAGCAGAAGCUUCAGCAGCUAGAGGACGAAUUCUACACGUUUGUUGACUUCUUGGAAGUGGCCACGGUCCUGCGGCUGCCCGAGGAGUCUGUGGAGUUUCUGUACCAGUACUGGAAGCUCAAGAGAAAAACCAAUUUCAACAAGCCCUUGAUAACCCCAAAGAAAGAUGAAGAGGAUAAUCUGGCCAAGCGGGAGCAGGAUGUUCUGUUCAGGAGGCUACAACUCUUCACGCAUCUCCGGCAGGACCUGGAAAGGGUUCGUAAUCUGACUUACAUGGUGACCCGAAGGGAAAAGAUUAAAAGAUCUGUUUGCAAAGUGCAAGAACAGAUAUUCAAUUUCUACGCAAAGCUUGUGGAGCAUGAAAGAGUUUCAGGUGUGCCUUCCUCCUCCUCCCCAGUGGAAAACAUGGUUUUAUUCAACAGUCCACCUUUGGGUCCUGAUGCUCCCAAGAUAGAAGAUUUGAAAUGGCACUCUGCUUUCUUCAGGAAGCGAAUGGGCACUUCUCUGAGUCAGUCAUUGAAAAAGUCACAUAAGAGAGACCGAAUAAGGAACAGCUCUGGGAGUGACAGCAAAUCCCUGUUCAAGCACCCCAGCCAAAGGGAAGGUGUUUCCAAUCCAGGUAGCUUUUUAAAUUUUGAAAAGACCUUUACAGAAGCACGAAUUGUAUCAGCACAACAGAAAAAUGGGAUAGUUAUGCCAGACCACAGGAAAAGAAGAGACAGUCGUUUCCAUUGUGAGGUACUAAAGGAGGAACUGAAGGAAAAGCCUUCGAAACACAACCACAAGCCACUGAGACUCACGGAACUGUCUCAGAGACAGACAGAAAACAAACGGUCUGUGAACCACGCCAGUGGUAGGUCUGCACCCGGCCCACGGAGGGAUAUAGUGCCUAAAUGCAAUGGAUCCCUCAUCAAAAUAAACUAUAACCAGACUGUAGUUAAAGUGCCUACUACGCCCACGAGCCCGGUGAAAAACUGGGGCGGAUUUCGAAUUCCAAAGAAGGGGGAGAGACAACAGCAGGGAGAGAUCCAGGAGGAGACCUGCCGCCAGAACUCUAACUAUCCGUACUUGGGCAUGGGCAGAGUUUCGCCUAAGGACAGGGUGAAAACCAAACUAAAGACGGACAGCGAGAAUGAUGGGUAUGUCCCCGAUGCUGAAAUGAGUGACUCAGAAACUGAAGUGGCUGAGAAAAAGUGCAGACAGCAAAGACUUAGUCCAAACAGCACUAUCAGCAGGAGGACAGACAUUAUUAGGAGAAGCAUCCUGGCCUCCUGACUGGACAGUAAGAAGCACUGUCAGCACCAUCGUCAGUAGUCACUGCCUGCAAGCCAACUCCACAUUAUUUAUUGGCAUGAGGAAGGAGGGGGAAUUCUUAGAGAUGACUGCAGACUGACAAUUUGAUAACCUGUUAUUCCUGAGCUGUAUAAACUUGUUUACAUGCACUUAAAACUGGUCUCCUCCCCUUCUCCACAUCCAUUUCUGUGAGAAAUUUGAACCUUAUUUGUAAUUUUCUUGAGGAAGCAGAGAAAAUGACGUCACUACUAAAAUAGAGCUUGUGAUGGAACACUAAAAGAUUUCACUAAACACUUUGGAAGGGGGUAGUUUCCAUCUGUCCCUAUUUAGCUGAACAUCACUGAUAAGAUUUUGUUUCUCUUCCCUGCCUCCCAAAAAAGCACAAGCUUUUAAUUUAACUAGUGUGUCCUAAAUCAUAUAUGGUUAUUUAACCAUCCUGCACUGCUAAACCCAUUACAAAUAGUUACUUUUCUUGGACUGUGAUAAGUCUUUAAAUCCUAUUUGUUUGCAGAAUGUUUUUGUUGUAUUGAGUAUAUAUGGCAGCUCUGAGCCUUCCAAAACUCCAGUGAGUUCACAUGUAAGUACAUGCAGCAAGUAGUCAGUUUUAACCAUGAGUACUGGAGAAGAAUGAAGGGACAGUUGAGAGCUGUAGCUGCCUGCUGAUGCAAUGUAACAGUAUGAUAAAACUCAGAUUGAGCCUGGAGAAAACUUCUAAGCUUUUCUGAUCUGGUGUAGUUUCUGUUUCAGUUCUGAUUUCAUCUUGAUAGUAGUUUAUCCAGUUCUGAGAAGAGGGACAGGUUUAUGGCCUCAUGUACCUUGUGGAAUGAUCCACGAAGCAGCUUUAGUGUUAAUCACCUGUCCUGAAAUGAUUACAAUUCACGUGGGAAUGAUAAUUUUAAGGCACUAGUCAGCAGGAUUUCCCAAAGAACCACUUAUGCACUAAUGGUAUGUAUUGGGAAAUCCAGGCUUCUGACACUAAAGGUUACUUUAAAAUGGACAUAGGAAUAUAUAUUUUUAAAUAGAAUAAAAUGAAAAGGCAAUACAUUUGUGAUUUGCUCUUUACAUUCAACCAAGAAAAUAAAAUAAUUUCAUUCUAUUCUGGAGUAGAUUUGAUGGAAGAGGGAGCUCACAUUCUGAUUACGUACCUUUUUUUAAAAGAAUAGUUGCAAAUGGCAAUAACUAGUGAGUAAGCUAUCAGCAAUAAUAACAUUAACAGUUCUUGAAGAGACGGUUUUGUUCUUGCACUGAGUAGAGUGCAUAUGUAUUAUAACAGUGGUUAGUUAUUGUGAUUUUUGGAAUUCCGUAUAGAUGCAAGUCAGGCAUGAACGAGAUAAAAGAAAGUUUAAGCAGCAGCAAUGAGUUACAGAAAUAUGGGCAUAUGGAAGAACCCCCAUUUUCCUCCCAACCUAUUACUAUCAGUAUUCCUUUACAUAAUGCAUUUUAAUGUUAACCCCUUUCCACUUAGGUGGGGAAGAAUUUUGAUAUUUUAAAUAAAGAAAUAUUAGAGCUCUGCCAUUAAGUUCAAGUCUUCCAGAAGAUUCGACACAGAAAGGAUUGAUGUCCUGUCUUGCUAUGCAAGUAUCAAAUAAUUAAACACAUCAACAGAAUUUAUCCCUAUUACCCUUUUUACUUUUUAAAGCUAAAGUAAGUCUUAACCUUUUGACAAUUGGAUAGUCCUGGGAAGGGGAGAUGUUGGUAUGGGGGAGAGGUAUUUUGUUAAAAUUUGCUGCUUCUGAGAAACCAGAUUAUCCUCUUUAUUUUGGGUGGAUUAACUCACCGUUGCAUAUAUCAAAUAGGUAACAGUGAACUUAAGUCAUACAUAUAUUCAGUCUCGGGGUGAGUAAAAAUCAUAAGAGUUCAUUUGAUUAAAAAGCAUAGCCUUUUUCCUGGUCAUAAGGAAAAGUGGGAAGUUGAUUUCCACCGUUGCUUUCACUUUCAAGUACAGCACCAUUUCCAGAUGAGGGCUAAGUUAGUUACUGUAAAGAGCUUGUGAUGUAGGGAAUUGUUUGUCAAGCCAUAGAAAGAAUAAAGUAAAUUUGAUUCUAAGUAAACAUUUAACCUCACACCAUUUUGAAAGAGGUACCCAAUUCAUUUGCACUAUUAUGAAUGCUAGCGUUGUGCAGAAAAAAAAAUGCCUUAUCUGUUUUGCUCCCCACACAUUUAGGUUAAUAAGCUUUCUAAUGUUCCAAGAUAUGCUGAACCAAAAACAAAACAAAAAAAGCGCUUUUUCCCAUCCCCCCCAAUUGCAGAAUGCUAUAAGGUAAGAUAAUUGCUGUAUGAACAAAAGUAUAAGUUUCAUGCCAUGCUUAGUGCUCAGCAGGAAAGGAGUCAUAAGUACAGCAGUGACAACUCAGACCCAUCCCUUGUGUUUUAUUGGUAUGGAACAUUUGCUAAUAUUUUUUUUUUUAAGCUUUACCUUUCCUUGUGCAGAUUGACCAAGAAAUCUGUUUGAUAAUAAUUGGUGUUUUACGUCAAAAUGUAGGCUAGUUAAACUUUUGUAAAGUUGCCUGGAAUGCCAUUUGUUAGGUUAUAAACACACAAAUCUAAAUGAAGGGUUAUACGUGUCAUGUGUACAAAUAUUAAUUAUUUUAAAAAUUUGAAAAAAAAUGUCAUUACAUUUGUAAAACCUUGUACAGAGGAUUUUUCACUAUGUGCCUAGCUUUGGUGUCCAUUCAGCUAAAAUAAAAAGGUGCAUGAAGAGAAACAGAUAGAAUCAGAAAUUAAAAAGUAUAUGUAGAGAUGAGAUGACUAUUUUAUAUUACAUGGCCCAAUCCUGUAUUUAUUUUCCCCCUUUUUUGAAGUAUUUAUAAAGACCUAGUUGAAGACAGCUGUAUUUUUUGUUAAAAUAUUUAGUAGAAUUGUGCCUUUUUGUCUGUAUGUGAAUAAAUGCUGUACAUUUUGCAAUACA